Messenger RNA from Penicillium hordei, 1038 nucleotides. RefSeq names its product LysM peptidoglycan-binding domain-containing protein. The record is from RefSeq and is a predicted model, not a curated record. NCBI's taxonomy places the organism in Eukaryota, Fungi, Ascomycota, Eurotiomycetes, Eurotiales, Aspergillaceae. Bases 1 to 1038 code for a protein of 345 amino acids. The transcript has 5 exons.
AUGGUAGUCUCUGUCGCCGUGAUCUUCGGCAUGCUCAUCUUCUGGAUCUUGCUCUCGAAUUUGCUGAGCACCGCCGCGACGGCAUCAUUCGUCUUCAGAUUCCGCCCAUCGGCACGAGCCGCGGCAACCCCGGAGGCUUACUGCAUCGCCGCAGUUGGAGACAUUAGCACCUACUCUGGCUACCCAGUCACAACGCCCUUGUUCACUGUUACAACAGCCAGCUUCCCCGCCGUCGAUACAUCAAUUCCCACGGCGAGCAGUGAUCCGGGGUUCGUCUACACGCCAACAUAUCUCCCUACGGCCCCGGACACGCUUACUAACUGCCAACGAUACGCCAACUAUGACAAUACCACAUAUAACCUCAAUUCUUGCAAGUGGGUUGCGUGGAUGAAUGAAGUCACAACGGCCGAUUUCCUCGACUGGAACCCUAGUCUCAACACUAAUCUGAGCUUAUGUGCCAUGCAGCCAGGGUACAGUUAUUGUGCUAUUCUCAAUAGUUCUUACACAACCGGCAGUGACGACACCAGCAGCAGUGACAGCGGACUUGGCUCUCUCUGCUUGUCCCUCAAUGCCACCGAGUCUACCACUGUCUCAAACUGCAACUGCUUCACCGGUGUCAAUGGCUACGAUAAAGGAGCCCCAACACAAACUGGAUACAUCUAUGGGUGCCAGGAGUUCUUCACCGUCGAGUCGGGAGAUGAUUGUUCGACAAUGAAGACUGAGUUUGGAGUUAGUCUUGCCCAACUCUAUGAGUGGAAUCCCAGCAUUGGAAAAACAUGUACGAACAUUUGGCUCAGACAUGCCUACUGCGUCAAGGGUCCCACGGCCAUGGCGAGUAGCUCAGCUGGUGCGCCUACACAGCCUGGCAUCGCGUCCAAUUGCAACGAAUAUUACACGGUCGUUUCCGGGGACUCGUGCACGGCGGUCGAGGGUGCGUUCGAAAUAACAUUUGCGCAGCUGUACGAGUGGAAUCCGGUGAUUGGGUCAGAUUGUCAGUAUUUGGAUGUUGGCUAUGCCAUUUGUGUUGGCGUUUCAUAG